UCUACCCGUCUGCCUCUCUACCCGUCUGCCUGUCUGCCUCUCUACCCGUUUGCCUCUCUACCUGUCUGUCUAGUUCCUGCUCAGAGUGGAGAGCUGGGUUCAGGUGUGCUCUGAAGGGCCGUUUCCGUCAGCGACAGCAGAGCUGGACGCUGCGACGAAGAAACACCAGGAAGUGAACGAGGAGAUCUCUGCUAACUACACACAGGUCAGUGAGAGCGGUAAAGCCUUAAUGGACGUUCUCCAGCGUUGCCCAGCGACCGACUCAGACAACGCUGCGACCAAACCGGACUUCACCAAUGCCACGCACGGCAUCAUGGGAGUUCUGCACCAGGUCAUGCAGGGUCACCAUGAGGUGGAGGGGGCGUGGCAGCAUCGUAAGCUCCGCCUCCACCAGCGCCUGCAGUUGUGUGUGUUUCAACAGGAUGUCAGACAGGUGUUGGACUGGGUUGAGCAGCACGGUGAGGUUUUCCUGAACAAACACAGCGGCGUGGGGAAGUCUCUGCACCGAGCGAGAGCGCUGCAGAAACGCCACGACGACUUCCAGCAGGUCGCACAGAACACUUACACUAAUGCAGAGAAGCUUCUGGAAGCAGCCGAUCAGCUGGCUCAGUCUGGAGAGUGUGAGGAGGAGGAGAUCUACCAGGCAGCCAGAGACCUGGAGCUCCGCAUGCAGGCGUUCAUCCAGAGAGUUGAACAGAGGAAGCUGCUGCUGGACCUCGCUGUGUCUUUCUACACACACACCAAGGAGCUCUCGGUAUGGAUGGAGGGCCUCCAGAAGCAGCUGUCGUCUGAUCUCUGUGUUUGUCCCGACACCGUUGAGUCUCUUCAGGCUCUGAUGAGUCAGCAGCAGCAGCAACAGGCCAACACACAGGAAGCAGCGAUGAGUGUCAUCCGGGAAGGAGAAGACCUCAUCCUGCAACUCAGGCCUCAGGGCAGCUCGGUGGCCCAGGUGGAGACAGUGCUUCAGCAGCUGGAGGAGUCUCACGUUCAGCUGGAGGAACUUUUCCACCAGAGGAAGAUCCGACUGGACGUCAACCUGCAGCUCCGCAUCCUGCAGCAGUGCACUCUGGAGGUAACGGGGGAAAUGGACGCCUGGAAGCAAGACCUCCAGAAACAGACCCAGGACUUCUCCGCAGAGAAGCUAGCGUCGUCGCGGCUAGCCGACGCCAACCAGGACAAGCUAACGUUGGGCCAGUCGCGGCUGGUGGAGGCUAGCCCGGAGGUGCUAACGCUGGCGCAGCAGCGCAUCCACAGGCACAUGGAACGGAGGCUGGCUAUGAACAACAUGAUCUAUGAGGUCAUCCAGCAAGGCCACGAUCUCCAGCAGUACAUCACCGAGGUUCAGGCCUCAGGUAUUGAGCUGGCGGAGGCGGAGGGGGGUCUCUCCGCUCAGGUGGAGGAGCUGCAGCGCCUCCUGCAGGACAAACAGAAGGAGCUGCAGCAGAUUGCGGAUCACACACAACACCUGGAGCAGAACCUACAGCUGAGACACCUGCAGAGCCAGGUGAAGCAGGUGCUGGGCUGGAUCUCAGAGGGGGAGGUGAUGCUGUCGUCCUGCAUGUUGAACUCCAGCUGUCUGUCUGAAGCUGAGCAGCUGCAGAGGGAACACGAGCGCCUCCAGCAGGCCAUCGAGGCUCUGCUCCACGCUGACUCCCUGCAGAGGACCCACCAGGUGGCUCUGGCUCUGCAGCAGAGAGCCGAGCUGCUGGUCAGGUCAGGUCACUAUGACCCAGAUGCAGUGAGGUCUUGUGCCCAGACGGUGGCGCUGCACUGGCAGACUCUGAUGCUGAGGAUCGAGGACCGACUCAAACUGGUCAACGCCUCAGCAGCCUUCUACAGGACGUCCCAGCAGGUGUGCGGGGUGCUGGAGAGUCUGGAGCAGGAGUACCGCCGGGAGGAGGACUGGUGUGCAGGAGGAGAGAGGCAGCCGGAGCUCCUCCUGCCGCUCGUCAGCAAACACAUGGAGCAGAAGGAGGCGUUCCUGAAGGCCUGCACUCUGGCGAGAAGGAACGCUGAAGUCUUCCUCAAGUACAUCCACCGUAACAGCGUCACCAUGGCGAACAUCUCGGGCCACAGCAUGUCGGGGGUCACCGAGGUCACGGGUCACUCCAGGGUCCCAGAGCAGCAGGUCAAAGGUAUCCUCAGUGAGCUCCUCCAGAGGGAGAACCGAGUCCUCCACUUCUGGACUCUGAAGAAGCGUAGACUGGAUCAGUGCCAGCAGUACCUGAUGUUCCAGAGCCACGCCCACCAGGCUCUGGAUUGGCUGCAGCAGUCAGGUGACCACUACCUGAUAACGCACACGACGCCGGGGUCAACCGUGGUCGAGACGCAAGAACUGCUGAAUCAACACCGAGAGUUCUGUGUAUCCGCCAAGCACACGCAGGAAAAGGUUCACCUCCUCAUCCAAUUGGCUGAGAGCAUGCUGGCUAAAGGACACGCCCACCGGGCUGAGCUCCGCCGCUGCGUGUCCGCGGUGGACAAACGGUACCGAGACUUCACCGUCCGGAUGACUCAGUACCGCCACCUGCUGGAGGCGGCACUGGGAGGCUGCUCACAGGACAAUAAGGACUUGGAGUUGGAGCUGAUCCCAAACAGUCUGUCGGACUCAGACCCCGAGGUGAACCUGUCCGACCCCAGUCACCAGGUCAGCGACGAGAAGAGGCGCUCUGCCCGCAAGAAAGAGUACAUCAUGGCUGAGCUGCUUCAAACUGAGAGAGUCUACGUCAGAGAUCUGCAGGAGUGUAUUGAGACGUACCUGUGGGAGAUGACGAGCGGCUCAGAGGACGUCCCACCUGGUCUCAGCAACAAGGACGACAUCGUGUUCGGAAACAUCCAGGACAUCUACGAGUUCCACAACAGUAUUUUCCUGAAGGAGCUGGAAAACUAUGAACAGCUUCCCGAGGAUGUCGGACACUGUUUCGUUACCUGGGCGGAUAAGUUCCACAUGUACGUGACGUACUGCAGAAACAAACCAGACUCCAGUUUACUGAUCCAGCAGCAAGGAGCCGGAUUCUUUGAGGAGGUCCAGAGGAGACACGGUCUGACAAACUCCAUCUCCUCAGCUCUCAUCAAACCGGUUCAGAGGAUCACCAAAUACCAGCUGCUGCUCAAGGAGUUGUUGGCGUGCUGCGAGGAGGGAAAAGGCGAGAUCAAAGAAGGCCUGGACGUGAUGCUGAGCGUCCCGAAGAGAGCCAACGAUGCUAUGCAUGUUAGCAUGCUGGAAGGUCUGGAGGAGGGUCUGGAGGUGCAGGGUGAGCUCCUCCUCCAGGACUCCUUCCUGGUGUGGGAGCCCAAGUCUCUGAUCAGGAAGGGGCGGGACCGGCACCUCUUCCUGUUCGAGCUGUCACUCAUCUUCAGCAAGGAGAUCAAGGACUCGUCCGGACGAACCAAAUAUCUGUACAAGAGCAGACUGAGGACCUCAGAGCUCGGGGUAACGGAGCACAUCGAGGGGGAUCCCUGUAAGUUCGCUCUGUGGGUCGGACGAACGCCGACGUCCGACAACAAGACGGUCCUGAAGGCGUCGUCGCUGGAGCUGAAGCAGGAGUGGGUCCGCAGCAUUCGACAGGUGAUCCAGGAGAGGCGUGGCCACCUGCGGGGUGCUCUGAGGGAGCCCAUCCCCCUCCCCAAAACACCAAACCCCACCCUGGGGCGACAGCGCAGCAUCAGUCGCAGGGAGACCAGCGAGGACGCAGACAGUCUGGGCGAUGCCAGCAGUCAGCCAGACACCGUCUCCAUCGCCUCCAGAACGUCACAAAACACCGCCGACAGCGACAAGCUGUCGGGAGGCUGCGAGUUAGUGGUGGUGUUGUUGGACUUCUCCUCCGGGGGACCCGGGGAGCUCGGCGUCCGCUGUGGUCAGACGGUGGAGCUGGUGGAGCGCUCGGCCGAAAGGCCCGGGUGGUGUCUGGUCAGAACGACAGAUCAAACGCCCCCGCAGGAGGGUCUACUGCCGAUGAGCGCCCUCUGUCUGUCACACUCCCACAGUGCAGCCGACAUGGAGGGGCUCAUCCCGGCUUCCACCACCUCCUCCUCCAGCACCUCCUCUACGAGCACCACCACCUCCUCCUCCUUCAACUCCUCCUCCACCACCACCUCCUCCUCUACUACUGCCUCCAACUCCUCGUCCAAUGCAGGGAGGGACUCCGGUCUCUACGGCUCUGAUGGACUCCAGACGUCCGGCCAAAGUGCCGUCUGUCCCGCGGCGUUCGGAGUGGGCGGAGCUCCAGGGGGCGCCGUCGGCUCUCCGGGGCCAAAACGCAGCGGCUCUGGAACCGGAAACACCCUGAAGCGCUGGUUGACGAGUCCCGUCCGGAGGCUGAGUCAGGGCAAAGCCGACGGACAGAAGAAACCUCCAAUCAGAACCAGGAGGCGGGACAACAGGCCGGAGCUGGCCACGCCCCUCACUGGCAACGCACAGACGCAGAAGGCGAGGAAGGAGGAGGCGGGGCAGAGCGGAGGGGAGGAGGAGCCAGAGGAGGAAAGCAACACCCUUUUACCUCCUCCCAUGCAGAUCAUCAAAGACCCAAACAACCCCGAGGCUCUGGAUUCAGAUCAGGGCUCCAACGAGUCGGACACGGAGCAGAGGAACAAAGCUCUGAGAGGACGAAUGUUUGUGGUGAACGAGAUGAUCCAAUCAGAGAAGGACUACGUGAAGGACCUGGCUGUGAUCGUUGAGGGCUUCAUGUCCCGGCUGGAGGUCCGAGGAAUCCCAGAGGACAUGAGAGGAAAAGACAAGAUCGUCUUUGGAAACAUCCAGCAGAUCUAUGACUGGCACCGCGAUUUCUUCCUCGUGGAGUUGGACCGAUGUGUUCAGAAUCACGACCUGCUGGCCGACCUCUUCAUCCGACACGAGCGUCGCCUCCACAUGUACGUGGUUUACUGUCAGAACAAGCCGAGGUCAGAGUUCAUCGUCAUCGAGUACGACAGCUUCUUCGAGGACAUCCAGCACGAGAUCAGCUGCAGGAUGUCGAUCAGUGAUUAUCUGAUCAAACCCAUCCAGAGAAUCACCAAAUACCAGCUGCUGCUGAAGGAUUUUCUCAAGUAUACGUCCAAAGCAGGACUGGACUGUGAAGAGAUCGAGAAAGCGGUGGAGCUGAUGUCAUUGGUGCCGAAGCGCUGCAACGACAUGAUGAACCUGGGACGCCUGCAGGGAUACGAGGGGAAGCUGACGUCUCAGGGGAAGCUGCUGCAGCAGGAGACCUUCUGUGUUUGGGAGCAGGACGGAGGAGUUCUGUCUCGCAGUAAAGAGCGCAGAGUUUUCCUGUUCGAGCAGAUAGUUAUUUUCAGCGAACUGCUGCGCAAAGGCUCCAACAACCCGGGGUACCAGUUCAAAAACAGCAUCAAGGUGAGUUACCUGGCGAUGCAGGACAGCGUGGACGGGGAACCCUGUAAGUUCGUGUUGUGGUCUCGGGGUUCGGAAGAGCGCUUCACGCUGCAGGCGUCCUCCACCAGCAUCAAAACCACCUGGGUGGAGACCAUCGCCACCCUGCUGGAUGCACAGAACAACUUCCUGUCAGCUCUUCAGUCUCCCAUUGAGUACCAGAGGAAGGAGGGCGGGAUCUCGGUGACCCGGCCUUUGUCGUCAGGGCGACCGCCGUCGGCCCCGCCCACGCCCAACGGCCACGCCCCUCAGCCUCCUCCUGACAGCGAGCAGGACGACCAGGAGCUGGUACUGGUGCUGCAGGACUUUGUGGCGGUUCGGGAGGACGAGAUCUCCGUGUUUCGGGGCGAGAAGGUUCAGAUUCUGGCGUCCAACCAGCAGGGUCAGAGUCUGGUGUACCGGCCGGCCAACAGUGACUCGCCGGCCGCCGAGGGCUGGGUGGCACGCAGCGUUCUCAACACACACUGACACAUACAAAUAUACGCAACAAUACACUGACAGCAGAGUCCGGUUUACUACGAGUACACACGUAAAAUACUGCAAGGUAGCAGGGCCAGAGGCAUGCUGGGAAGUUCUUUUAUGACGGUGAGAGGUGUAGCCUUAAGGUGGAGAUGUCCAAUACAACCUAAAAUAUCGAAACAACUCCAGAUGUUUUCUGUAGCACCACCAUCCUGGAUACGCUGUCGAUGAUUUGAACAGUUAUUUUCUCGGCGUUGUCGAUGAUUUUAACUGUUAUUUUCUCGGCGUUGUCGAUGAUUUGAACAGUUAUUUUCUCGCCGUUGUCGAUGAUUUGAACUGUUAUUUUCUCGCCGUUGUCGAUGAUUUGAACAGUUAUUUUCUCGGCGCUGUCGAUGAUUUGAACAGUUAUUUUCUCGCCGUUGUCGAUGAUUUGAACUGUUAUUUUCUCGGCGUUGUCGAUGAUUUGAACUGUUAUUUUCUCGGCGUUGUCGAUGAUUUCAACAGUUAUUUUCUCGCCGUUGUCGAUGAUUUCAACAGUUAUUUUCUCGCCGUUGUCGAUGAUUUCAACAGUUAUUUUCUCGCCGUUGUCGAUGAUUUCAACAGUUAUUUUCUCGGCGCUGUCGAUGAUUUGAACAGUUAUUUUCUCGGCGCUGUCGAUGAUUUGAACAGUUAUCUUCUCGGCGUUGUCGAUGAUUUUAACUGUUAUUUUCUCGCCGUUGUCGAUGAUUUGAACAGUUAUUUUCUCGCCGUUGUCGAUGAUUUGAACAGUUAUUUUCUCGGCGUUGUCGAUGAUUUGAACAGUUAUUUUCUCGCCGUUGUCGAUGAUUUGAACAGUUAUUUUCUCGGCGUUGUCGAUGAUUUGAACUGUUAUUUUCUCGGCGUUGUCGAUGAUUUGAACUGUUAUUUUCUCGGCGUUGUCGAUGAUUUGAACUGUUAUUUUCUCGCCGUUGUCGAUGAUUUGAACUGUUAUUUUCUCGCCGUUGUCGAUGAUUUGAACUGUUAUUUUCUCGCCGUUGUCGAUGAUUUGAACUGUUAUUUUCUCGGCGUUGUCGAUGAUUUCAACAGUUAUUUUCUCGGCGUUGUCGAUGAUUUCAACAGUUAUUUUCUCGGCGUUGUCGAUGAUUUCAACAGUUAUUUUCUCGCUGCUGUCAAUUUGAACAGGGUUCGGGCUAAAGCUAUCCAGCGUUUCAGAGACAGAACAUAACUUUCUACCCUGCGACCCCUUGGAGGGUCUCGACCCUUAUGUUGGAACAGAUGUCUCCGUCCUCCAGGCUCCACAGUCAUAAACUGAGAGAUGAUGAAUGUUUUCUGACACACUUUAAACCCUGAUUACCUGCCAGUAUUAGAAAGUCCCAGCAGCAGGUACCGUUAGUGUCCUCCCUCCUGGUGCCUCAACGUUCAACCAAAAACACGCCUCCAGUCCUCGCCUCGUCCAAUCAGACGUAGCCGUCCAGUUUACUGCCCCCCCCCGAGCAAUGAUGACGUCACAGACUGUCUCCUGCGUGAUGUCAGCGGGAGGGAGGCCACAUGACCACAUCGUCAUCACCGACGACAACAAACUGUGAUUCCAGGAAGCUGAAACGAGAGACAAUUAAAAAAAAAAAAGUAAAAUAAUAAUAAAAAGCCUCCUGGAAGAGAAGAGGUGGAAAAGACCCGUCAGCCAAUCAGAACGGCCCUCUCUCUCUCUGCGUGUCAUCCUGUUAAUAGUGUGUAUAAACAGACUGAGGACACACACACACACACACUCACACACACUGCACACAAACACCCCACUGCUAAGAUGAUGACGAUGAAGAAGAUUUAACUCUGAUGAUUAUGAUACUUAAGAAUAUUAGAAACUGUUUUUCACCUCAACUAGAAAAAAAAGAGAAACUGUUUUGUCAUAUUGUUUGUAUGUGUGUGUGUGUGUGUGAGAGAGAGAGAGAAUGUGUGUGUGUGUUAUUGACGACGUCCCGUGUGUGUUUUUCCACGGACAGUUAGGUGGUGUCCCGGUGUAGCGUUGCCAUGACGACUCGUUGUUUGCGGUGACACCAGUUUUUUUGUCUUUUUAGCGAACCAGAGCUGCCGCCGGCCCUUCCUCCUUGCCUUCCCUUCCUCCUUUCCUUCCCUUCCUCCUUUCCUUCCUCCCUUCCUCCUCCUCUUGUACAUGCAGCUCUGGUUAGUUUGGAUAUUAUGCAUUUCUUGUUCCUGUAAAUAGACCAGACCUCCAACUGCUACUCCACUAACUCUGGACACUGAAAACUCUCUCUACCUGUCUCUCUCUCUCUCUCUACCUGUCUCUCUCUUUCUCUCUACCUGUCUCUCUCUCUCUCUGUUUCUCUGGUGCCAUUCUCAGACAACACCCCGGUCCUUAAGGA
Anarrhichthys ocellatus (wolf-eel) is the source of this 8196-nucleotide messenger RNA. Its product is annotated as kalirin-like. Gene Ontology annotation, cellular component: cytoplasm; extrinsic component of membrane. NCBI's taxonomy places the organism in Eukaryota, Metazoa, Chordata, Actinopteri, Perciformes, Anarhichadidae. Gene Ontology annotation, biological process: axon guidance. Gene Ontology annotation, molecular function: protein binding; guanyl-nucleotide exchange factor activity. The record is from RefSeq and is a predicted model, not a curated record.